Messenger RNA from Lagopus muta (rock ptarmigan), 8573 nucleotides. It is a transcript of the gene MKRN2, whose product is annotated as makorin ring finger protein 2. Lineage: Eukaryota; Metazoa; Chordata; Aves; Galliformes; Phasianidae. The transcript is spliced from 9 exons. Gene Ontology annotation, molecular function: metal ion binding; ubiquitin protein ligase activity. The record is from RefSeq and is a predicted model, not a curated record. Gene Ontology annotation, biological process: protein polyubiquitination. Bases 83 to 1336 code for a protein of 417 amino acids.
CCGCCCCUUCCCCGCGGCGGAGCGGAACCUGGGCGUGCGGCGCGCGGAGCCGGCCGGGCGGGGAGGCCGGAGCGGGGCGAGGAUGAGUGUCAAGCAGGUUACGUGCAGGUACUACGUGCAGGGAGUGUGCCGCGAGGGAAGCAAGUGUCUGUUCUCGCACGACCUGUCCAGCAGCAAGUCCUCCACCGUCUGCAAGUAUUACCAGAAGGGGCAGUGCGCCUAUGGAGCCCGCUGCAGGUAUGACCACAUCAGGCUCCCUGCCUCGGGGGGUGCAGCAGCUCCUGUGCCUCCUCCCAUGGCAUCAGCAGCGCUGCUCAGCCAUCGCCCUGCACCAGAGCACAGUGCACCUGCAACCAAGAGCAAGCUGCGUGAGAGUGGCAAACGGGAGAAGAAAACACUUGUUCUCAGGGACAGAAACCUGUGUGGCUUGAAUGAAGAGAAGGAAAAAGCCAGUGCAACGAAUGAUGUGGUGUGUUGCAGUGACAAAAACGAUAAUGUGGAAAUGAAGCCCCAUUCAUAUUUGGAAGCUAUUUGCAGUGGGCUGGAAGAUCCAGUAGCUGGAAGUUCCUUUGGUGAUGGAGAGCAGCUGUGUCCUUAUGCUGCAGCAGGAGCGUGCCACUUCGGGGACCGCUGCCUUUACCUGCAUGGGGACGUGUGUGAAAUAUGUGGGCUGCAAGUGCUUCACCCUUUUGACCAAGAACAGAGGAAGGCUCAUGAGAUGAUGUGCAUGGCAACGUUUGAGCAUGAGAUGGAGAAGGCUUUUGCCUUUCAGGCAAGUCAGGACAAAGUGUGCAGCAUCUGCAUGGAAGUGGUGUAUGAAAAGCCAUCAGCCUCAGAGAGGAGGUUUGGGAUCCUCUCCAACUGCAAUCACACGUACUGUUUGUCCUGCAUCCGGCAGUGGAGGUGUGCCAAGCAGUUUGAGAAUCCAAUCAUAAAGUCUUGCCCAGAGUGCCGUGUGAUAUCGGAGUUCGUCAUUCCCAGCGCUUAUUGGGUAGAAGACCAGGAGAAAAAAAAUGAGUUGAUUGAAGCAUUUAAGCAGGGAGUGGGGAAAAAACCCUGCAAAUACUUUGAACAAGGGAAAGGAACUUGUCCAUUUGGAGGGAAGUGUCUUUACCUUCAUGCCUAUCCAGAUGGGACACGAGCUGAACCUGAGAAACCAAGGAAACAGCUCAGCUCUGAGGGAACCGUGCGGUUCUUCAAUUCUGUUCGUCUGUGGGACUUUAUUGAAGACAGAGAAAGUAGGACUGUGACCAGCACAGAUGAUCAAGUAACAGAACUUGGAGAACUUUUCAUGCACCUUUCUGGGGCUGAGGAGGAUUCUGCUACUUCUCAAUAAAGAUUACAUUACUAAGGAAUACUAAGGAAUACUGUCCAGAAAAUAAGACCAGAGAAUACGUGGGGGCCAGAAACAGAAAAACAGAGCAGAUCAGAGGAGCGGAGAGACACAUCCUCAAAACAACGACAAAAGACCUUUGAAGUGGAUAUCGUGGCAGUUAGCAGACUGAUAAAAACAAGGAUACAGUUACAAUCCUCAAAUUUAGUUAGAAGUCUGAGACAAAAAAACAACUUGUACUACAAAAUGAGUAAGAAGAAAAAGAAAUCCCAACUACAAAUUGAGAAAACAUAGCAUAAAAUUCAUGUGAUGGGUUAAAGAAGGAGCAGUUACAGCACUGCUACCUGUACCCAAAGCAACAGCUGUAAGGGAGUAAAGCUGUGUACUUUUCUUGACAGAUAAGAGAAACAUGGAAAACGAAAAUCACAGGAGAACAUCUGCUAACAGAAUUGGCAAGAAUCAAAGUUUAAGUAGUGAGUGAAUUGACAAAAAUACCAGCUGCUAUUGCAGAUGUGAGAUUCAAUUAAGUGUAAGAAGUGGAAUUGUUUGCCUAAGACAAUGGCAAAACUAAGGGAGAAGAAAACGCCUGCAUAUUGGAGGAAGUGUGCCUACUUGCAGGAUUUCCACCUGAGGCACUGCCGGGCAAGACAAGGAGCAAGGGAAGCAGGUGCUUUGUACAGGAACAUGGAACUUGCACAAGUUCAUCAUGGACCAUACUUUGGUAUCAAAACACUGCAUUGGAAAUAUUAAAAAUUCUGCUACAAAAGUACACCUCACUUCACAAACAGGCAGAACAAGAACUGUGAAACAUAAUAGGUUUGCGUUUCAGUGCUUUCAGGUCUUUUUUUUUUUUUGCUGAAGCUUUUAAAACAUACACCUGGACAAUAUUUCAGGUUAGAAAAACAGAAAUUAAACAUUUCACUAUUUUUGGUUUAAGCAGUCCUUCCACAAGUGAUGUUCUCCACGUGAUGCUUCUACAGCCAAACCACACUUUGAGGCCACUCUUGCUGCUUACUCAGUUCUCAUUACCAGUUGGGUAGUUACAGCUAUCUGCCACCAGCAGCGCUGGACAUCUCUAACAAGAAACAAUAUUAACUCCUUUCCUAAUGGGUGAAGGAACCCAUUAGGGUUCCUUGAUGAAGGAACAUCAAGUUUAGUUAACAUCAGUUGGAGUUUUUGGAAGUUGUGACUAAAAAACUCCAACCCGCUUAUUCCUGGGCUUGUCUUUUACAUCACAUUGCUUACUUAAAGCUUCCACGUGAGAGAUGAGAUAGACAACACACAUACUACAGAAAGGAAACCAAAACAGAAAAACAAAGCAAAACCUCUGCCUGCCAUGAAAUACACAAACAGAAAUUAAAGAAUCACAAUUAGAGCAGAAGUAUUAUUUGUGGUGACAGGAGAAACAGUAUUUUCAAACAUGAGAAUUUUAGUCUUGAUCUGCCUGAUCAUUUUAUUAAAAGUCUUCGUUAGAGCAUAUAGUGCUUCUGUAAAACAGAAUAAUUCCAGGUAACGGCCUGUAAUUUAACAUCACAAGGGCAGAUCUUACUGGAAUAGGUAAAAAUAGCACUCGUGGACAUGCCAAAGGAGAGUCUUUCCACUAUAUGGCCACUGCCUGGAUUGCAACAUCAGCUGGCUCUCUUUUUAUAACCACUUGAUUGCCAGUGAACAACGUACUGAGAGAACUCAGAAGAUUGGAGAAACAGAAGAGCAAGGCCAAAAUUGACUUUUAGGUGAAAUCAAUCCACUGUAUCACCGACACAUGGUUUCACCAUGCUAUUAUUGCCUCUGUAAGCUUUAUACUUGCUUCUAAAAGCAUUUAACACAAAUGAAUCAUGUAAUUCAGAAUAGAGUUUAUUUUCUGUUAAACGUCAGCAUAAAAUUAGAGGCUUGCACACUGUUGUUUCUUUUGGCUGCAGUGCAUCCUGGAAGCUACCUUAUGCCAUUCUAGUUGCCAUUCUCCAAUAACCUGGUUUUGACCAAUUUCUGGGAACACGCCUCCCAUUUCCAGACAGCUUGGAACAGCUACUUUGUAGCACCUGAACCCCACAGAUUCCUUUUCAUGCUUGCAAGUAAAGACAACAUCUACAACAACAUGAACGUUUAGAACUGCUAGACCAGGGAUCAAACAGAUAGGAAAGUUAUUUUGCUUGAAAAUGUUCCUGUCAGCCAGCCACUGGACUUGCCCAGUUUUCUAAUUGGUGCAAGGAAAACCAGCAUCCUCCAGUCUCCAACAAGGCCAACAGGGUUCUGCCUGUCCAUACCUACAUAUUGGAAUGGACUGGACAUGGCUUACACGGCUUUUUGAAGGGGGACUGGAAAAGGCUCAAAAAAACCAAACAAACAUAUAUGGGAACUGCUGAGUCACGGCCUGAACCUCUGAUUGAUCACCUGAGGUGAGCCAUGAGUCAGCCAGAGGAGCUCAGCUGAAGGCAAUUCACCUGUGCUGCCGGAAGGGGUGGAGCCAGGCUCCCCCCCCCCUCCUAGACCUAUUUAAGAGCUGGCUACCAGAGGGGAAGGAUCUCUUCUGGAGAUCCCCUCUUUUGGUGUCUUCUGGUGAGCUCAGCUGAAGGGUAAGCUCUUCCACUUAUUCUCUUUUUGUGAUCGUUGUCUGCUUUGCCUUACUCUCUUGAUUAUAUUGCGAUUAUAACAUCUUGAUAUCUAUUGAUUAUACACAAUUAUAUUGUGAUUAUAACAUCUUGGUUAUACACAAACAAAACAAGAAACACGACAUGACUUGGUUUACAACGUUACUAUCACAUCUUUUACCCCACUACAUAAAGAUGGAAUGAGUAACAAAAUAUUUAGUUCACCUUAAGCUUCAAGCUGCUGCUAUAAUAAAAAAAUGUUUCCUAUUCACACACAGUAGCCUCAGUAUGAAAUAGUUUAGGCCUGAAGGGGUUCAUAUUCAACCAGGGAUUAUUAAAAAUAAGGAAAAUAUUUACCUGACAGUAACUCAUCAUUGACAAUUGCUAGGUAAAUCUGGGUCCUCUGGAAUUCUGAAAGAACGUUUUAUGGAACGUGAAGCUGGAGCUGCAUGCUACAAAUAUGAUCAACUUUAGAGCAGCUUAAAGUUUCUAAAACAAAUCUUGAAAAAUAUUAAGUUUUACUGUGACUCAAAAUGCACCUCCUUCAGCUGGAAGCUGGUUCAGAGGUGUCAUGGUUCUAUGACACCUCUGUCACCUCUAUGGUUCUUAACAAAGCGCCCUGCUGGGGGCUCUGAGCCAUUUUUUAAAGUCUAAACCUCUGAGCCAGCUUUAAUUAACAUGGUUAACCCCACGCCACACCCUGCUCCAAGUUAGUGAGGCCACCUCCCUCCAGCUCGCGAGCUAAAAAUACGCAGUCCCACUGCUCCUAACCGAUACUACAUAUUUCGGCUGGAAGGCAAUAUUAAUUAACACCUUUUUGGCAGCUGUUUGUCAGAAAUGAAUAUUUUAGCGUCAGCAGCACAAGCUGAAUCCAAAAUGCAGCAACGUUCUGCAGAGGUAAGAGAAAACAGGCAGCGCUACAGCAAUCAGUGCAACAUCUGCAAAGAGCCACAGCGCAGCGAGCAACCAGGAACAAUAAAACAGCGUUCUAUCAGUAAACCUGGAAAUACAGGUCCCAUCUGCAGGGUUUUCGGUGAACUGCAAAGAAAACAAAGCAGAGACACACACUCAUCACACACAAAGAUGGCUGUGAGGCAAUUCCAAAACUCUUUUGCCUGAAGUUAAAACCAACUGGCUUUGGUUUAACCACGCGAGAGCUGUGCUGCACGUAGCGCGGAGAGCAGGAUGCGCAGAACGCAGACACACCUGCAGCUGCAAACAAACGACUGAGCAGGAUUCACUGCUGCACUGUUCCACGUGAACCCAUGGCUACACAACAGCCUUAGCUCUAAUUCUUGGCAUUCCCCACCAGCAGGCAAAAACCUUUGGAAAACAAAUAAUUGCAUCCCACUGUGUCGGUUAAAAGCCUCUAAAAAAAUGCUCACUCCUGCAAACACUGUUUACUGUCACUUACAACUCUUAGCUGCCAGGCGUAGCAAGAAAGCGCUUUACUCGUUUACAAACGACUUGAGAAGGGUUUUGUUUAUCCCCAUCUACUACAUCACUGCAGCAUCUCAGUACACAAGAUGACCAUAGUCUAUUAAAUUGCAAAAGGUCAGCACUCAGUGCUGCGAUAAAAUCAGCCCUGUGUGAAAUAGAUGGCAUUUCUAGUACAAACGCAAUAUCCAAGUCACCAAAGGAAUACGUGCAUGCCAGCUGCUUUUCAAAGCAAAAUUGUUGUUUACAGAAAAAUAGUGUACGCAGCAGGAGCCAACAGAGCACUGGGAAUUAUUCACACAAGUUUGGCCCAAACAGACUUUCUUUUCAGAAAGGCAACGAACAACACCAAACACACAUCUGGAUUGCCAGCACAGAAAGCCAUGCAAAUUGAGGUGAGCUUCAUGCUGUCUCAAAGCCAGUGACACAAAGCAAGUGCAUACUCAUCAUUAAAAAAAGAAAGAAAAAAGCUGUUAAUUUGCCACAAAGGUAGCAGCAGCAUUUGGACACAAUUUCCGAGUGUUGUAUCAACUCUUCUUAAAAUUAAUUUCUAAUUUAGAAGCUGCUUUCAACGAUUAGAUUUCAGAUCAGAAAACAACCAAAGGUUUUUGUGUAAGCAAUUACGUACCAAAUUGGUACAAUGUUGAUGUAAGCCAGCCGCUCAUUUACAAAUGUAUUUAUCUUACGCUUACUGAAGUCAUGCUUAAAACGCUGAUUAAAUCACAAGUUUUAAUCUUGCUUUACGUAUUUCUGUUACUUCCUCAAAGAAAGAUAACUUGGAUUUAUGCAGUUUGGUAUUUUAGGAGAAACUGAAGCUCUAUUUCUCAUUACACAUUCCUUAGAUUUCUGCAUUUUUAGGUUGGAAUACAGUCCCUGAACUUACUCCUUAAGAACCAAUCGCCCUUUCCAAUUAUUCAUCUUUUUCAAGCUUCAUUUACAUGCAAGUUUUGGAAAUCAACCUGCACACACAUUUUCACUCGUUUCCUCAGCAACUGGCUUUAUGUUACUAUGCCAUCCACUGUCCUUCCUCCUCGCUUCCAAAUGCUCUUGGGCUUCUUUGCUUAUUUCAGCAAAGCAGGCAGGUAGAGGCAUCAGGAAUACAGAGCUCCCACAGGCUAUGGAAAUAGGAGGCCAGGUUGCAGAGGAACCUCCUACUUACCCCACCAGCACUGCAGCCCCAGCCCCAGGUGCCAGGUGCAGCACGUCCCACAUGGCAGAACCCAACCAGGGAAGCUGCUGGCAGCCAGGAGGGAGGCAAGACACAAAGGAGCUGAAGAGAACACGCCUGGAGAGGUUCCAGCAUGGCAGUAUAGAAAAGGGGAUGCCAGGUGUACUGCAAAGCAGUGGCGAAGGGAAUGACUGAAGGUAUCAUGGAAGGGAGCGCUGGCAGAGCGCAGAGGUAACACAGACCCAAACACAAAUAACAGCCUAUUAAACGCAAAUAUUUAAUUUAGCUCAUUUGCUUAAGUCAUUUAAACAUUCCGUGUAUGUAACACAAAAAUGAAUUUAUUAGCACAACUCCUCCAUCUGAAACUCACUGCUUAAGGACUUCUUUAGUCACAGCAAUUUCACAUAACAGCUUCUGGUUUCCACCUCCUGCAACAGCUGUAGAGCUAACAGCUUACCAUAUCACCUUAACUUGUUUCCAAAGGCAGAAAACUGGGAAAACUUGUUUUUUUCCUCAGCUCCCAGUUUCUCAACAGCAAAUGUGGCAAAUAACUAAAGUGAGGGGCAUGUAUGUCCCAGCAGAAACCAGUGCUGAUCAAGCACACCAAGAAGUGCUGACCAACCAUUCCCGUAGGUCAUGUCUGUGGUUUAUAAAAUAGGAGUUAUUUUAAUAAGCCAUAGUAAGUUCAGGCCCUGAGACAGCAGUCAAAUCCUUAAGUUAGUCAAACAGACCUUAUUGCUGCUUAAAAAAAAAAAAAAAAAGUUUUUACAUGCACAGCAAAAGCAUUAAACAGACAACAAUAGUUUUAUAUCUUCUUUGGAAAAAGAGAGACUUUCCCUGUCACUUCCAGCUUUUUCUUCAGAACAGGUCUGUCAGCAGUGUUGCACAAUACAUUGUCCAGUCCUGAAGAUAUUAAGCAUGGCAACAAACCACAUGAAAACACAUUCCAGAUUUCUGGAAGCACUGCUGCUCUGGCCCAAAUAAGCCAGUCCACUGCUGAUUUAAUGAUCUAAGAUUGAACUGCUUACCGUAUUCAUCAGUCAUCCACUACAUAAGCAUAAAAUACAGAUCCACACUUAUUUUUAUGAUUAACUGUAGCCUUAGGGCUUGCCCACAGAAAAUAUUCUUAAGGCAAAUUAAUGAAAGUCACUUCCAUUCUUAAUGAACGUCCCCAGAACAGAUUUAACCAAACUGCUUGGAACUUAACCCUCCUAUUCAUCACUGCAAUCUUUUCUUUUGCACCUACACUGCAGACAAGCUAAAGGAUAGGAACAUCCAUUCCAGUUAUGACCUGAUAUUACCCAACAAAGAAAUCUUAGGCAGCGCUUGGAUCUGGGUCUUUCAGAAGCUUUAAUAAAUAGGUAGACAGACUUUAAAAGCUCUGAAGGUCUCCUGUACACAAUUACUUCCAAGUAUUUUGACUGAAGUUUAAGGUUUACUGCACCAUAGUCCUUUCCCAGUCUGCGUGCCUGCAGCACCCCGCAGCAGCACCCAGAUGGAUACAGGUCGUGCCGCAGCAAUUCCACCAUAGCGCCCGAGGCCUCACAGCCCUAGGUGAGGUCCCUGCACCCGCGGAUGUGCCCGAGAGGCUAGGAGGGAAAACCCACGCAGGUUGCUGUACCUGACACGGGCAGGGCGCGCAAGGGACAGGAGGAGCGCUGCUGUCGGCAAGGUUAUUUCUGUGCACAUUUGAACCGUAGAUAAAAGAGUCCGGGAACAGAGCAGCACCACAUCUGCAUGGCAACAGCGGGGCAGUGCGAGGGAGCCGGGAACCUAAACAACUACACUCCGGUUUUUACGUACUUCUUUUUAAACUGAAUCCGAACGAACGCAAGCGAGAGGCUCACGCUGCUCUCAGUCAUGCUACCGCGAUACAGUCCCAUUUUCCACUCGGCCAACGGCGGAUCCCGGCCCAGAGCGGCCGCAGCCCCGCAGGAAGCAGCGCGCGGACACCGAGCUGCAGCCAGCGGUGCCGGGCGCGGAGAGCCGAGGAGGCGCCCUUACGGCCCGAAGCCGCCGGGCAGCCCCCAGUCCUUAGCCCCGCGCC